AUGAUGGAGCGCACAAGGCUGCAGAACAAAGCCGAGGAGAAGAAGCGUCAAACUAAGGCUCUGCAAGUCCGUCAGAAUUCACAGAAUUUGGAGGAGAGGGAGCGCGGUUUUCAGCUCCAUUUUACGGGCGCCAACGAGCAGAGACUCCUCGAGGCUCGAAGGCGACAGCUUCAGCCGUCCACCAGAAUGCAGGAGGUAGCAGGCAGCAAAAGUGACGAGCUGCACUCAGGGAAAGAGUGGCAAGUCCGGACAGUUGAAUUGCGGGGAAAGGACGGAGAAACCUACCGAUCUUCUCCGCAUGACUCCAAGCCAGACCAGGUCAGCAGGAAUACACCUGUCGGCGAAUUCCCAGAGGAAGUGCGUGACGAUCUGGAUGAGGUCAGCAGACCCAGCACCGGCGCAAGCCAUGCUGGCCUGGACCAGGACACGACGGGAGUCCUGCGUAUGAUGACGGGGGCCAGUGCAGAUCAGCUCUCUCGCCUUCGUGAUUCGCUCACCAGCCAGAUGGAGCAGCAGGUGUCACAUGUGUUGGCCAUGAAGCUGGACACGAGCUUGUCCUUGGCCUACUGGUUUCCCCGCUUGCCGAUAUCAGCGCGGAUAUCAGACGUGAUUCAGGCCCCGGAAAUGAAGGCAGCGGUGCGCAAAGCGCGGACGUUUGCAAAGAGGAGUCCAUUUCAAGAGUCACUUCCAUGGGCAAAGCCGAUCACUGACAAGUGGGGCUUCCCGAAGCCUCCUCCCAGCUUCCCUCCUGCAGAAGCGUGGGACUGGAGGCACCAUUUACUUGGGAUGAGCAACGAUGACGUUCCGAAGGGCCGCCGGACUUAUUUCUCGAAGCCAGAGUCCCUAGCAGAGCUGAAAGAGGCAUUGCGAAGCAAUCCUUCGAUCAAGAAUGCUGAAAGCAUUCUCUGCAGACUUGAGCUAGGCGAUCUUCCACCGCGUCCCAAGUCGAUUCUCACAGCAGAUGCUGGCGCUCCUGUUUGCCCAGAGAGACAUGUAUAUGGCGGCACGAUGUUGGAUCGAGAUGGCAUGGGACGAACCUGGAACAGUCGGUGGCAUGCAGGUAUCGCCAUGAUAAAUGAGCACUGCCAUCCGGACCACCGGACAUACUUUACGCAGAAGUCCCUCUUCGAGAGAUCGCCGUCCCAGCAGUAUCGGCGCUUCUUGCAUCAGGAGAAAAAGCCUGGCGAUUGGGUCUCAAUCGAUCAAAGGAGGCCUGCUCGCUUUCCUCCUCUAGGUGGCCUUCUCACUGGUCGCUCUGGAGCACCAAUUCCAGGAGCAAUGCCAUAG
Messenger RNA from Symbiodinium natans, 1287 nucleotides. The record is from the annotation of a GenBank genome assembly. NCBI's taxonomy places the organism in Eukaryota, Dinophyceae, Suessiales, Symbiodiniaceae.